UUUUUUCCAGCUCUAUGUGAAAUUCGGCGCGUCAGUGAUUUCGUCCUAAUCUUAAUCGUCAAAAAUUUGUCUCACAUAAUUAGAUUUUGUGUUUAAUCAAUUAAGAAGAUGGAAGAAAACAUGGAAAAUAAAGAUGGCCUGCGAGUUACCCGAGCCCGCGCCCGGCGUCUAUCGGUGCUGGAUACUGAUAGCCGACCGGUAACGCCGCAACUUGAAUUGGAGCCUGAUCGCGGCACGGCCUCACCCCGCCCAUUGCGCAGAACUCGACUCAAUUCCGCCACAAUUGAUUUAAGGACGCCGACACGCACUACGCGUCGAUCGGUGGCACGUGGAGAGACUCCAGAACCGACGACGCCAAGUGCAUCGGCCACCAAGCGUCCUGCACGUACUCCAGCCAAAUCGGUUCGCAAGCAGCUGCCACUACACGAGGAAGAAGAGGACUCGAACAACAUAAAAGAAGAGAUAAUUUCCCGGACGCCUACACCUACAGGAGAGAAGCGUGUAACACGUUCCAUGUCAAAGACUCCACCAGUUCCUCCCUCUGACAAGAGAGAGGCAACUGUCUCGCCAGCUGUAGUAAAGCAGCAGCAGCUGCUAUCAAAAACAACCACUGAACCGGUAUCUCAAAACACUCCAAAUCAAGGAACUUCCAAGCUCAUUGUGAAAGUCAGCAAAGUUUCCCGCACACUUCUAACAAGUCCUUUAACAAUAUCCCAGAAGUCGGUGGAGAGUGAAGAAAAGAAAGAAUCAACUGAAGCUGUAAAAGUCGCAGAAGUUUCCCGCACACUUCUCACAAGUCCUUUAACAAUAUCCCAGAAGUCGGUGGAGAGUGAAGAGAAGAAAGAAUCAACUGAAGCUGUAAAAGUCGCAGAAGUUCUUCCAAGUCCUUUAACAACAUCCCCGAAGUUGGUGGAGAAUGAAAGAAAGAACGAAUCAGCUGAGGUUGUCCCCAUGGAUGUAGAUGAAAUCAAUCCAUUGGAAGCUUCUUCCCAGGAAACAAACGAACAUGUGGAAAAAGCAAAUUUAGAAAAAUCUAUUGUAGAAGCAACAAGCUCGAAUAUUUUAUUAGAUGUAUCAAUAACUGAUAAUGGCAUCGCUCCAGACGAGCAGAAAUCAGAAUUGGUUGAGGAAAUCGUUUUGCAAGAAAGCAAACUAUCAUAUGAAAAUGUUCCAAACGAGCACGAAAAGGAUAAAAAUGUUUCCAUUGGCAAACUUCCGGAUUCCGUUUUUGAUGAUAAACCAGUCGAGCAAAUUGAACCCGUUAAGGAAACUGCAGACACCGAGCAGGACACUGUUUCUGUUGAGGUCGAUUCCACUGAGAAGGAGACUGUAGUAGCCGAUUCUGACUGCUCCUUUAAAUCUGUGGAUGAAGAACCACCGAAAUCCGAAAUAGAAUUAUAUAUUGAGGAGGAAGAUGAUGAUAUCGAGGAGAUUAUCGAUGCUGAUAUUUCAAUGGAGUUAGCUCCAGCUGCUGAACAACAAAAUGAAGAGAAAAUGGAACCAACCAAUGAAGCCAAUGAAAACGAAGAUCCUACGAAUAAUGAAGAGCCUGAUUCCAGCAAUGUUCGUUUGCCAGAUCUUUUGGUUGAUAAAAGGACUGAGCCUAAAAAAACGGUUGUUUUCAGUACCGAUUUUGAUGAGGAUGAGGAUGAGAAAAAAACGAAAAAAAGGGCUUUGCGAACGGGUUUAUCAAAAGAGUUUCCAAGAACUCCAUCUCGUGAAAAGCCCCCAUUGUCAACAGUAAUGAUUAAGAGUUUCAUGGAGAAGGAGCGGGAUACCCCCAUAAAGCCGGAAAUUCUUAAAGCUCGUCACAGUUCGACUCCCAUACAAAAAGGGGAAGAAAUCUCCUUGUCCAAGUCGACUCCUCAGCCGCCAGCUCAAAUUGAUGCCAUUAAACCUUUGGUUGAGCCAAUACAAGUUGUAGCCGCGCCAUCGCCUUCAUCGAAAGUUGUCCCCCGGCGUCUAGUCAGCGAUGAUGAUGAUGAUGACGAAGAUGAUGAUGAAGAGCAGCAGCACGACGGAGAUGAUUCAGAUGCUGAGGCGGCCAAUAUGUCCUUAUUUGUUGAUAACGAAGUGGAAGUUGCAGAUGAUAAUUAUCAAUCGGGUGAUUCCAUGGACAGCUCCGAGCGUCGCGAAAUUCAAGAACAUGAAGUUCCAUGCGAUGGUGAAUCUGUGGGUAGCCAAGAUACAAUAGAAUCGGAUCGAGAUGAAGACGAGUCGGACGAAUCGUUUAUAGUUUCGGAUAAUGAUGUGGGAGAAGAGGAUGAAGCGGCAGAUGUGGAGGAUAUUGAACCACUUUGCUGGGAGAUUGAUGAGCUUGAAGAGGACGAGGAAGUCGACUCUAGAACCUCAAAAGACAAGAAGCAACGUCGCCGCAUAAUGGUCGUCAACUCCUCUAGUGAAGAGGAUGAGGAUGCUCAAGAGCCGGAGCCCGAGAAAUUGGCCUCCAGCAGUCAGAGCUGCUCUUCGAAUGCCAGCAAAUUAAGCGAGGCGGCCAAGUUGCUGAAUGCUAGCAUGGAGGACGACGAACACGAUGACCCUGAAUUGGAAUCUUCACGUAAAAUCCAUCUUAAUGAAAUUAGCAAAUCGGAAUGCUUUAAUAAGACAUCAUCGCGUUUGGAAAUAAGCACCAUUGAAGUGAAUACCACUGUGGAGGAAGUCUCAGACGCUGAGUCGGAACCAGAGGCGGAGGCAGUGGCGGAGACUGUGACAGAGGAGCCUAAACCAUCUACCUCAGCUCCCAAGGGCGAUUACGAAGAAGAAGCUCUUUUGGCAGAAUUGGCAUCUAGUGACUUAAGCCACUUGCAAAAAAUGUUCAAUCCCCUGCAGAAAUCACGACGCCAAUCGCUCUAUAUGCCAAGUCCAGAACAGUUGGCCAACAAGGAGCCUAAGCUAAAGCGACGCAGUGAACGCUUCUUGCAUGACUUCAAUCCCUCGCAAUCCUUUAUGGAAGUUCUAGCAGAAAAACAGCGUCAACAACCCAAACGUCAACGUUUGUCCAAAAGUUUUUGUGGCACUGCCGAGGACGAAGUCCUUAAGGAGGAGUUGCAACCAGUUGAACUCAAAUCGGAGCAAACGGAAACGGAAAUAGAAUCCUUGCCCAAAAAAGAGAAGGAAACGAUUGCCGCAACUACCUCAGUUAAAGCUCCAGCCGAGAAGAAGAGUGUAGAUCAUUACAUGAAAUAUUGCGAUGAGUUGCUACAAGCUGCCAGUCAGGCCAAGUUGGAACAAAAAAAAUUGGCAGUAGCAGCUCGAGCAAAUGGUGUUAAAAAGCCAAAGAAGAAACCACAACGCCAGGAUUCACCAACAACUAGUCAGACUGUGGAACCCAAUCCCAUUGCUGUGGCCAAAAAGAAGGUCAAACGUCUCGCGCCAGGCGAAAAGCAGGCUAUUCAAAAGGCAGUGAAUCGGGCCAUAGAACUCUUGGCGCCAGAUUUGGUUCAAAAGGAGCCACAAUCCUUGGCACGAAAGCUAUCACCACAGCCCACGUUUGCAAAUGUUAAAGCCAAGGCCGAAAAGGCCAACAACAAACAGUCGGCAAAACAAACCCAAAAGAAUAAAAAGCAUGUUGCGUCGCCCAUUAAGAGUUCCGACGAAGAGAAUCAUUCGUAUCAGAAGCCCAUCGAACGCUUUAAAAACAAUGCCGGCUAUGUGAAUGUCUACAGGGAUGAUUCGCCACCAAGGGCUGGUUUGGAGCUAAUCAAGACCCGAUCGGGCAUUAUGCGAGUGGAGCCAUGCACACCAACGUCCAAAUACUUCCAAGAGAUGCCACCAACUCCAAAGAAUCGGAAACGUUGCUUCCAAGAGGUAGCCCUAACACCGAAGGAUCGGCCUGCCAAGAAGCCAAAAGCGCCAGAAGCACCACGAUCAAGUGGAGGAGUAGCAGGAGGCAGAAAGCCUAAUUCAUCGACAGAUUCGGCAAUCCGCUUUAAGAAUCGAGUUCUAAGCCGCAAGGUGUAGAGCUUUGCCAUCAUUCACCAUCAUUUUUUUUUUCUUCUAAUACUUUUAAUAUUUUAUUAUAAUUGAAUAUGAAAUUAUUUGUUUAUUUUCCAAAUCGUUUACAGAUUUUUUUUUUGUAAUUUUCUUUUAUAUGUUAAAUAAUGCAAACAUGCCAGUUUAAUAGUUAAGUACAGAUUAUGACAAGGAUUGAUCCUUGAUUAUUUGUUUAUUGUAAAAACAACUCAGUGAUUUCACUAGAUUCAAUCUGAGUGAUUGAGGUCGUUUUAAAACUAUGUUGAUAUCUAUUUUCGAAAUGUGAAUUCAAAAACUCACUUGCAUUGAAAAACGUAUUAUAUGCAUGAAUAAAUCAAUUUUUUUUUUUGUUCACAGUA
Messenger RNA from Drosophila willistoni, 4331 nucleotides. Its product is annotated as protein slender lobes. The record is from RefSeq and is a predicted model, not a curated record. NCBI's taxonomy places the organism in Eukaryota, Metazoa, Arthropoda, Insecta, Diptera, Drosophilidae. The coding region runs from base 109 to 3960 and encodes 1283 amino acids. The transcript has 5 exons.